AUGUCACGAAUACCCCUGAACGCAGCGGCCUCCAUUGGCGAUAACAACCGCCAAGUCACCUCGUCUCUCCCGCCAGAGGUGGUCCAGUGCCUCGAGAAUGCCCGCUUCCUCCACCUCGCGACAUGCACCGACAACAUCCCCAACGUCUCCCUCAUGAACUACACCUACCUCCCCUCCUCGCCGUACUCGCCCUCCGAGCCCGUCAUCGUCAUGACCACCAACCCGGCCUCCAAGAAGAUGGCCAACCUCCUGACAAACCCACACGUCUCGCUGCUGGUACACGACUGGGUCUCCCACCGCCCGCCCACCUCAACCGCCAGGCGCCUCUCCGGCGGCGCCGCCUCCGUCUCGCCCUCGCGCUCCAGCCUCGCCUCCCUGCUGCUCAACCUCAACACGAGCGCCAUGUCCAGCAUCAGCGCCACCAUCAACGGCAGCGCCCGCGUCGUCGCCGCCGGCACCGACGAGGAGCGCUUCUACCGCCAGGCCCACCUCGACAACAACACCUUUGACGACGACGCCAGCGCCGGCUUCAGCCCCUUCGCCCAGCCCGCCGCCGCCACCACUGAGGACGGCGGCCGCGAGUGCUUCGUCGCCGGCGAGGAGGUCAGGGUCAUCAUCGUCGCCGUGAGGGGCGUCAGGACCAGCGACUGGAAGGGUAACGUAAACGAGUGGGAGCUUGUCCCGCCCGCAGCAGGCCAUCAGCAGCCUGCCCUGGUGAACGGCACCAGUUGA
This is a messenger RNA of Diaporthe batatas, 732 nucleotides long. RefSeq lists its product as uncharacterized. Gene Ontology annotation, cellular component: nucleus; cytoplasm. Bases 1 to 732 code for a protein of 243 amino acids. Lineage: Eukaryota; Fungi; Ascomycota; Sordariomycetes; Diaporthales; Diaporthaceae. The record is from RefSeq and is a predicted model, not a curated record. The transcript is spliced from 2 exons.